Molecule: messenger RNA, 2035 nt
Organism: Pollicipes pollicipes
Lineage: Eukaryota; Metazoa; Arthropoda; Thecostraca; Pollicipedomorpha; Pollicipedidae
Product: plexin-B
Exons: 7
Coding region: 198-1514 (438 amino acids)
Biological process (GO): motor neuron axon guidance; positive regulation of axonogenesis; regulation of GTPase activity
Cellular component (GO): plasma membrane; semaphorin receptor complex
Molecular function (GO): semaphorin receptor activity
Source: RefSeq, a predicted model, not a curated record
GACCGUACUGCACCAGCUGCUGGUGCGGCACAUAUCCAGGAUAUCGCGCUCCAAACAUCCUCACCUGAUGCUGCGCCGCACCGAGACCGUCAUGGAAAAAGCUGCUCACAAACUGGAUAUCCGUCUGCCUCUACGGGCAUAUCCGGGAUCGGCUGUCCUCGCCGCUGUACCUGCUAACUAAGGCCAUCAAGCACCAGAUGUCGUGCGGCCCGGUGGACGCCGUCACGCUGGAGGCACACUACAGUCUGGCCGAGGAGAGGCUGCUCCGGCAGCAGGUCGAGCACAACAGCGUGACGCUGCUGGUGACCACUGAGGAGACUCCGUACGAGCGGAUCCCGUGUAACGAGUACCAGGGCCAGCCCCGGCUGUACGAGGACGUCAGUCACAAGGUCAAUGUGCACGCGCUCGACUGCGACUCCAUCAGUCAGGUCAAGCAGAAGGUCAUUGACGAGGUGUUCUGCGGCCUGCCCGCCUCGCAGCGGCCCAGCCACCACUGCGUCGCUUUAGAGUGGUACCGUGCGGACGGUCAGCGGACUCUGCUGGCCGACGAAGACGCCACCAGCAAAGCUGUAGACGGGUGGAGGCAGAUCAACACCCUCUCCCACUACGGCAUCUCAAAGAUUGCCACCAUGUACUUGGUUCAGGCCAGGGAAACAGUGCGGACCAAGAAGUACCACACACCCGGCUCCACGAACAGUUUCUCCCUGCCGUCGGCCCUCUCUCCGCUGGUGAACACCAACAUCUACGUGCGGCCGGGCGCCGAGAUCAAGGUGUACCACCUGGUGCGACCGGAGGGGCCGGCCGGCGGCGGCGGCAGCGGCGGCGCUGGCCAGGAGACGGCCGCCCGAGCCGUGCCGGAGGUCUUCCUCACCCGGCUGCUCGCCACCAAAGCCAUGCUGCAGCGCUUCAUCGACGAGAUGAUGUCGAGCCUGUUCGUGCUUGACGACGAGCCUCCGGCGGUGGUCAAGUGGCUGUUUGAUGUGUUGGACGAGGAGGCCGAGAGGGAGGGCAUCGACCACCCGGAGAUCCUGCACGCAUGGAAGGCCAACUGUUUGCCGCUGCGUAUGUGGGCCAACCUGAUCCGGCGCCCGGAGCUGAUAUUCGACCUGGACAAGUCGCCGGCCGUCGAGUCCAGCCUGACUGUGAUAUCUCAGAGCCUUGUGGAGGCGUGCCUGCCCACGCCCCACACCAUCUCCAAAAACUCGCCGUCGCAUAAACUCGUGUUUGCCAAGGACAUCGGCCGGUGGCAGUGCUCGGUGGGCGAGUAUUUCGAGUCGGUGCGAAGCCGUCCACCGGUCAGUGACCAGGACCUGAGUGUGUUCCUCCAGCAGCUGUCCCGCAGCCAGGCGGCUCAGUUUGACGCGAUCGCCGCCCUCAAGGAGCUCUACAUCUACAUCAACAAGUACAGGGAAGAGAUCGCUGAGGCACUGGACAACAACCCUGCUUGCCAGCAACUGUUCUUGUCCAACCGUCUUUCAAACAUAGCCGCCAGCUUAGAGACGCCAAUCUGCUGAGUGCGGUCACCACCGCCCUCGGGCGACUCGGCAGCGCAGCGGAUGGCACGGGCCUUGCUUCAUUUCCCCGCGCGGAGCUGAUAACGCCCCAUAUCUCUGUGUUUGUGCACAAUUCAGGCGUGCGGCCGCGCUGGCACUGUGCAGCUUCGACCAGCAAUAGCAGCCGCUCUUGGUUGGCUGCCGUUUGAUGGCUGUCGGCUGCCGCGAGAUGGCCGUCGACUGCCGCUCGACGCUCGUUGGCCGCCAGGGCCUGUGUGACAGGUGGCGCCACCUGCUCAGUCGGCCGGUCGCUAGUCGGAUCACCAGUUCGCCUUGUGGAGGGUAUCAGGGUCGUGCUGAAGUAACUAGUCACGGCGUGGCAUUUGCCGGCCGGCGUCCCGUGGCUUGAGACGCAUGGUGUGACGUCACUGCACGCACUUACCUCCGCCUUGAGUCGCAUCGAUUUGUCGCGGCGUUGGCGAUGAGUGUUGUCAAGCAAAUGCGAAUUUUGUAUAACGACCGCGUUGUUAUUACUGAAAUAA